AUGGACACUGUACCUGCAGCAUUACGAUGGAUUCAAUGGAUCAGCUUCACCAUGUACUCGAACAAGGCCUUGGUCCAGAACGAGUUUGAUGGUCUGGUUUUCCCAGGUGGUGCACUGUAUCCAACCAGUGAAGAUGUGAUUUCGACAUGUAAUGUUGGAAAUCCAGAAAUGUGGUACUGUAUUCUCAUCAAUGUCUUUAUGGCUUUCGCAUGGAUCCUACUUGCAUAUCUCGGGUUUGAUAAAACCUCGAAGCCGACGUUUCGUUUGAAAUAG
Messenger RNA from Synchytrium microbalum, 273 nucleotides. RefSeq lists its product as uncharacterized. Lineage: Eukaryota; Fungi; Chytridiomycota; Chytridiomycetes; Synchytriales; Synchytriaceae. The coding region runs from base 1 to 273 and encodes 90 amino acids. The transcript has 4 exons. The record is from RefSeq and is a predicted model, not a curated record.